GCCUGGGCCCGGGGAGUGUCCCCGCCACCCCUCGGUUCCUGGCAGGGCCUCGUAGGGGGCAUUCCUAGCCAGCGUGGCUGCAAGACUAGCAAACCCUCCUCUCCGCCCGGUGGGGCCCCGCAAUGCGUUGCCAGCCCAACUCUGAGAGCCGGCUGUGGGGCGCACGCUGCGGGCGGACAGCCCCACGCCCUCCGGCUCCCGGGAGCGCAGCCCGCGGCCGCGCGCCCCAGCCCAGCUCCGCGGUGGCGGCCGGCAGAGAGAGCUUUGUGACGUCAGGCGGCGUCACGCGGGGCUGACCCGGCGGCGGCGGCGGCGGCGGUGGCGGGCGGGGGCGGCCUCCGGAGGCGGCGAGAGCAUGGAGCCGCGGGCCGGCUGCCGGUUGCCGGUGCGGGUGGAACAGGUCGUCAACGGCGCGCUGGUGGUCACCGUGAGCUGUGGCGAGCGCAGCUUCGCCGGGAUCCUGCUGGAUUGCACGAAAAAGUCCGGCCUCUUUGGCCUGUCUCCAUCUACUCUGCUGCCUCUGGCUGACAACCCCUCUGUCAUCAGCUGUCAUGGCCAGGGGCCUGAGGAGGGACCUGGAGAAGUGACACAGCCGGGAACAGGACCACUGCCUCCUCAGCACAAAGACCAAUCCCCUGAGAAGGAUCAGCCUCCCAAGACAGCUGGACCCGAGCUACCCCCACCUCUCAUACCCCCUCUGCCUGCUGGGAACCUGCCUCCCUUUCCACCCUACUUUGAGGGUGCCCCCUUCCCCCACCCACUAUGGCUGAGAAACACCUACCAGCAGUGGGUGCCGCAGCCCCCACCCAGGACCAUCAAGCGGACCCGGCGGCGACUGUCCCGCAACCGGGAUCCUGGCAGACUCAUUCUUAGCACGAUCCGCCUGCGGCCACGCCAAGUGCUAUGUGAGAAAUGCAAGAAUACUGUGAGUCCCCAGGAAGCCAGUCCUGGUCCCCUGACAACCUCCAGACCCCGCCGGAGGCUAGGCAGUGCCCCCGACAGCGAGCACCGGAAGCCAGAGGAACCGGAGGACAGUGACUCCAUAGCUGCUGCCCCGAGAAGGAGCAAGAGAGAGAAGCGGGAAGAGGAUAGGGUUCCCGGAGAGCGUGUUCCACGGAGCCCAGUCAUCAAGAUCUCCUACAGCACACCACAGGGCAAGGGUGAGGUGGUUAAGAUCCCAUCCAGAGUUCAUGGCUCUAUGGAGCCCUUCUGCCCUCAACAAUCCCUACAGAACGGCAGCCAGGACUUAGAGGUUGCAAGGGAUGUGGAGCCCAGGGGUGGUGGUGAUCGACCGCCCAGCGUGCCCAAGCUGAAGCUGACUCGUCCGGUGCCUCCCAUCUCAGACCUGCCGCCUCCCAAAAUCCGCUUGAAGCCCCACCGGCUGAGGGAUGGGGAGCAGGAGCCUCUGUACAGGGCUGAGCUGGUAGAGGAGCUGAAUGGAUGCCCACGAGGCCCCCUGAGCAGCUCUUCUGCCCUGUUUGCCGAUGGCUCUAACCAUGGGCUGGAGGACUUGUCUUCUGGAAGUUCUGGGGAGGACGAUGACCUCAAGAGGUUUCCUCAAAGUAAACACGGACGCAAUAGCUUGACUUUUCUCGUCGACUGCCCUGGGAGGAGAGCAGAUUGUACCAGUGAAUCUGUGUGCAGCACCGACAGCCUGGAUGAAUUGAAAUCAUCUGGUUCAGAAGUGACAUCUCCAGACAUAGGAGACCUGUCAUCUGGUGACAGUGCCUCUGUUCCUUCCUCUUCUGCUGACACUCGCCAGACAGUCCCUCCCCUCACGGUCAGGCUGCACACGCAGAGCGUCUCACAGUGUGUGACUGAAGAUGGCAGGACGGUGGCUGUAGGGGACAUUGUGUGGGGUAAGAUUCAUGGUUUUCCUUGGUGGCCAGCGCGUGUCCUUGACAUCAGCCUUGGUCAGAAGGAGGAUGGAGAGCCCUCUUGGCAAGAAGCGAAGGUCUCAUGGUUUGGGUCUCCAACUACAUCAUUCUUGUCUAUUUCAAAACUGUCCCCUUUCUCUGAAUUUUUCAAACUGAGAUUUAACCGUAAGAAGAAGGGGAUGUAUCGGAAAGCUAUAACUGAGGCUGCCAAUGCCACACAACAUGUGGCCCCAGAAAUAAGGGAGCUCUUGACCCAGUUUGAAAUGUAACUUUGGUUCCGGGAGCAGGUCACCGACAGUGAGGUUGGAGCUGCUGUCCUGGAACUUCCGUCCACGGGGCCCAUGUGCCUCUGGCUGGCUGUGUGCAGAAACCUGCUGGGCACAGCGGUCGGCCUGACUCCGGGUCCCCAGAGGAGCAGGUGUGCAUGGGGAGGAGCCCAGCUCAGGACACCUGGCUCCUCUCGGCUGAAUGUAUCUGUUCUUAUGACUCAGGCUUCAGCAUUCCUCGCUGGGAAGUGUCCUGGAGCUUGGUGACAUGUUUGCUGCUUUGUGUGUUAGCAGCUGCAAGGCUUAGGCAUCCUCAAACAGAAGCAGGGCCUUCUGCCCAGCUUGUGAGACUUCUGAGUGGGUGCUGGGCGUAGCUACAGGGCACCCUCCUGGGCCUGGCCUCGGCUAUUCAGCUAGAGCCAUUCUGCAGGCUUGAGGAAACCAAACUGCAUUGCACGUACGGGGUUCUCCUCCUUCAGCCCUUGGGUGUCGGGGCUCUGUGCACUUGAGCCAGGAGCCAGCCUAGUUGCAUCUCCUCCACAUUCCACUCAAAGCAUGGGUCCCUGGGCUCGCAGCCCUGGCCUGCAAGGCUGCCUAGGUCUGAGAUGCUGCUAUGUCGUCUACUGUGAGGGGGAGGGGGGGGAGGGCAGAACUGAAAACAGGCCUCAGGUUAGGACAUACCAGCUCUGCCCUGUGAGGCCGCAUUCCUUUCCCCUCUGUCACUUCCAAGACCAAAAAGAAAACAGAAAGAAAAGAAAACUGUCUCUGCCCCUUUGUUCAAGCCUGAAGAGGAAUAAACAGGAGUCUGGGUUGAGGAUCUUGCCUGGAUAGUCUCAAAACUGCACCUGCCUGACCUGUGAGAGAGGCUGUGACCCUCUAAUGGGAUAAAGGAGGGCCAAGGCCAUCCCUGUCGAGGUGGCUGGUCACCUGACCUGAUGGGAUGCAAAUCUGAAGCAGGCGCCACUCUUUGCUCUAGGUGGUGGUUUCCGUCUCCUGCCUCGGGCCUCCCUCCUGGUUUUCUGUUCCACCCUAAGUCCCUCAAGCAGAGGCUGGGGCCUGGAAUGGUUUGGCUCUUUUCUCCCAUGGAGCCUUCCAUCUCCCCUUUCUCUCUCUGCUCAAUUAGAGCUAAGGGACAUCCUGAGAUUGCGGUAGUGGCUUUUCUUGUUCCUGAUUUUAAUGGAAAACACUAUGGAUGUUGAGGGUGCCACAGCCCUCAGGAGGAACCUGUGGGCAAGGUGGGAGCACUGGCUGCCAUCGAGGUCUUCCCCAGGCACAGCAGAAGGAGGCUGGUGCAGAUCCAUUACUGACCAGCCCAAAGGCUGCACUAAUGGUGCCCUGAGGUUCAGGAUCUGCUCUUUGGAGUCAGGAGAAUGUUUUUCCAACUCCUUAUAGCAGCAAAGCCUUCGCCACAGUCAAGCCCUCCAGGAAGAAGCGACACCAGACACUUGUCCCCAAGAACCUACACACACACACCAUCUCUGCUUUCAGGGUCUCUCCCCACCAUCCUGGAGUCCCUUGUGUCCGGAGGGAUGUGUCUUAGUGAAUGGGAGAUUCUGGAGUUCCUUGUGCAGUCGGCCCGUAGCUAGAGCAACAGAUCUUCUCCCCAGCACCCCAGUGUCUGACCCUAAGAACCUUUAAAAAUUCACACUUAGAAGGGGGGAACUUGCACAAGAGGGGACUUGGGAGGAAUGAGAGCAGUCAGCCUUGCCAUUGUGCCCCACCACCCCUGUUCUAAGAGGAGGUGGAAGAGCCACCCACAACUGUUUCCUGGGCAUGGCCUCCCCACCUUUGGCCAACCAGGAGCCCUGCAGUCACAUGCUGUACCAUGUCCUUAGUUGUGCUUCCUCUCAGGGGUUCCCCAGCAGAGGCUGAGCUGGGGGAAUUCAUGCUUCCAAUUAUCUUGAGCCAAGUGGUCCUUGCCAUCCGGGCCUGGGACAGAGGUUUGUCUCUUCAAGAAGUCUGUUCUGCUGGGCAGGGGGUGGGGAUCUAUCUGAAGCAAACAGAACCAAGCAGAACCAUGUCUGUGCUUUGUGGAGUGCAUUAUACACCCUCAAGAGCAUUAGUUCAGAGCCGGGUAUGGUAGGCAGAAAGAUCUGACAGUAAGACUGCACAGUGAAACCCUUUCACAGAAAAAACCAAAAACAGAUCAGGAAAGGUCACUGGUACCUGCCCCCGGCUCUACAAAAGACUGAAGAAGGAAGCUAGCAUGACCUGUAAGCACUGUACACCCUGGCUACUCCCGCAGCAGCUUAAAGGGGUCUGGCCCUGCCUUCUGCCCAUAGCUGUCUAUAGCACCCACCUUUUUGAACCACAGGCCCUGGCUGAGCCCGGUAGCGCCCGAAGAGAGGAAGAUGAGGAGUUCCCUAUGCAGUCUGUCUCCAGGCACCCUCUUUUAGCCCAGUCUGUUGGGAAGGUACUGUUCUAGGGGCCCGGUGUCUCUGCUAAGGGAGUUUAGGCCCAGGAGCACCUGCCACUGGGCAGCUCUCAGCCGCACACGACCUUUUACUAGGCCAGAGCUCCUGACAGGACUUAGGCCAGUGACUGUGGCAUGGACUGGUGUCUGUGAAAGCAAGCUCUGUGUCAGAGCAAUGUGAAGACGACUCUUAGAACUCGGAUCUGGGCGUCAGAGGAUGGGGUCAGCUGUCAUCUCGCAUGUGCAGAGGGCUCUUGCAAGCUACCCUGCCUGGUUGGUCUCAGAGCAGACAGCUGUGGGUACCUUAUCCUAAGGAAUCGAGAGACCGCAGUGUGGGUACGGGGUGUCUCCGGAACACUUUCCCUGUGUAGUGGUCAAGGAGCCUGUACCUGUCCUAGACAGGGUCACUUGCUGUGAUUAAAAGCACGGAGGGGAGGAAAGGGUUUAUUUGGUUUACAUGUCCACACCACAAUCAUCGAAGGAAGUCAGAUCAGGAUCCUGGAGGCGGGAGCUGAUGUAGAGACCAUGGAAGGGUACUGCAUUCUGGCUCGCUUCCUCUGGCUGGCUCAGCUUUUUUUUUUCUUUGAUUAAAAAUUUUUUAUUAUAUUUUUUUCAUUUAAAAUGAUUUUUUUUUUUUUUUUUGAGACAGGGUUUCUCUGUAGCUUUUGGUUCCUGUCCUGGAACUAGCUCUUGUAGACCAGGCUGGCCUCGAACUCACAUUAAAACGAUUUUUAACUUUAAAUACUUUAAAUAUAUUUGAUCAUAUUCUUCCA
This is a messenger RNA of Chionomys nivalis (European snow vole), 5329 nucleotides long. RefSeq names its product PWWP domain containing 2B (gene Pwwp2b). The transcript is spliced from 3 exons. NCBI's taxonomy places the organism in Eukaryota, Metazoa, Chordata, Mammalia, Rodentia, Cricetidae. Bases 356 to 2146 code for a protein of 596 amino acids. The record is from RefSeq and is a predicted model, not a curated record. Gene Ontology annotation, cellular component: nucleoplasm; nucleus.